CGCCCUUGUUUUUCUUGACAGUUUUCAAUCAGGUCGUCUUCCAUGGAUCUCAGCCUCAGAACUAAUAACGCUUCGUUUUAGUUAGAAUGGCCAGGACCAAGCAGACCGCCCGUAAAUCCACCGGUGGCAAAGCCCCCCGUAAGCAGCUGGCUACCAAAGCUGCCCGGAAGAGCGCGCCUGCGACUGGGGGAGUGAAGAAACCUCAUCGUUACCGACCCGGCACUGUAGCCCUGCGAGAGAUCCGCCGCUAUCAGAAAUCUACUGAGCUGCUCAUCCGCAAAUUGCCCUUCCAGCGCCUGGUCCGUGAAAUCGCCCAGGACUUCAAGACCGAUUUGCGCUUCCAGAGCUCGGCCGUUAUGGCCCUGCAGGAGGCCAGCGAAGCCUACUUGGUGGGGCUCUUUGAAGAUACUAACCUGUGUGCUAUUCACGCCAAGAGAGUCACCAUCAUGCCUAAAGACAUCCAGUUGGCCCGGCGUAUCCGUGGCGAGAGAGCUUAAAGGCUGCUCAGCCAUCUUCCAAAUGACCCAAAGGCUCUUUUAAGAGCCACUACAUUUACACUUAAAGGAGUUGUAGCAUGCCUAUAAGUGUUGUUCUGAGAUGGUACACUAUUGUAGGUAAGCUGCUUUCUAGUAUAAUGAAUGGCGUUUUCCAGUUCUGUAAAAUGCACGUAUUCCCUGUUAACUUCUAAAGGAAA
Molecule: messenger RNA, 694 nt
Organism: Malaclemys terrapin pileata
Lineage: Eukaryota; Metazoa; Chordata; Testudines; Emydidae
Product: histone H3
Exons: 2
Coding region: 87-497 (136 amino acids)
Cellular component (GO): nucleosome
Molecular function (GO): structural constituent of chromatin; DNA binding; protein heterodimerization activity
Source: RefSeq, a predicted model, not a curated record